Messenger RNA from Zophobas morio, 1045 nucleotides. It is a transcript of the gene eIF2Balpha, whose product is annotated as translation initiation factor eIF2B subunit alpha. The transcript has 8 exons. The coding region runs from base 99 to 1013 and encodes 304 amino acids. Gene Ontology annotation, molecular function: guanyl-nucleotide exchange factor activity; translation initiation factor activity. The record is from RefSeq and is a predicted model, not a curated record. Gene Ontology annotation, cellular component: eukaryotic translation initiation factor 2B complex. Gene Ontology annotation, biological process: translational initiation. NCBI's taxonomy places the organism in Eukaryota, Metazoa, Arthropoda, Insecta, Coleoptera, Tenebrionidae.
ACAAUCACACAUGUCAAAGUUGUCAACAAAAUCGUGUUAACCUUCUGAUGCAACUAUUCCAAAUAUUGAGACAAAUUUGACUCACCCUAGUUCCAAAAAUGAAAAAAGAAGAAGUGAGAGAUUUCUUCAGUAGAACCGUCUCCGACAAUGAAGACCUUUCAGUGGGAGUCGUCGCUAUAAUGACGUUAAUGAAAAUAAUCGAGAAAUACGAAGACAUGACGGUGCAAGGUUUGCAGAAGAAUCUCAAAGAAGGGAUUUCUGCCAUGAAAACCACGGAUCAUCCAGUUACGGCUAUCAACUCAGGCUGUGAGCUCUUCAUGCGGUUUAUCACUUUGGCCAAACUUGAUGAUUCAAACUUUGAAGAAUGUAGACAGGUUAUGUUAAAUAGGGGCGAUAUUUUUCUGAAGAAGUUGCAACAAUUUAGGGACAGAAUAGUAAAAUUGGCCACUAAGUUUAUUGCAGAUGGUUCAAAAGUAUUGACUCAUUCUCGGUCUCGAGUUGUUUUGAAGACUUUAACUGAAGCGUGGAAGCAAAGUAAUCAUUUUGAAGUGUAUGUGACGCAGUCGGCGCCUGAUAAUAGCGGUGAAGUCAUGUGUAAAAAUUUGAAAGCUGAGGGGAUCCCUUGCACUUUAAUAUUGGACUCUGCUGUGGGCUACGUUAUGGAACAAGUUGAUUUUGUUAUGGUAGGGGCUGAAGGAGUGGUGGAAAGCGGCGGGAUUAUUAAUAAAGUUGGUAGUUACACUAUAGCUGUGUGUGCCAAAGAAAUGAAGAGACCGUUUUAUGUAUUGACUGAGAGUUUUAAAUUUACGCGGUUAUUUCCGUUAAAUCAGGGCGAUCUGCCUGCAGAAUAUAAGUACACUCCUAGUAAAAGUAGGUUAGAAGAAAGGGAGUUGAAAGAAGUCCACCCUCUCGUGGACUACACCCCCCCGUCCUACAUCACCCUUCUAUUUACCGACCUCGGUAUUCUAACCCCCUCUGCCGUCAGCGACGAACUCAUAAACCUGUAUUUAUAAUCAAAAAAAUUAAAACAUUUAUUCAAAACUCA